This is a messenger RNA of Penicillium cataractarum, 3003 nucleotides long. It is a transcript of the gene bro1, whose product is annotated as putative signal transduction protein BroA. The record is from RefSeq and is a predicted model, not a curated record. The transcript has 3 exons. Lineage: Eukaryota; Fungi; Ascomycota; Eurotiomycetes; Eurotiales; Aspergillaceae. Gene Ontology annotation, cellular component: endosome. Bases 1 to 3003 code for a protein of 1000 amino acids. Gene Ontology annotation, molecular function: protein binding. Gene Ontology annotation, biological process: protein transport to vacuole involved in ubiquitin-dependent protein catabolic process via the multivesicular body sorting pathway.
AUGGUUCAGUCACCCAUGCUUUCCUGCCCGUUGAAGCAGACCAACGAGAUCGAUUGGAUCCAGCCCCUCAAGGAUUACAUCCGGCAGACCUAUGGCGAGGACCCCGAGCGUUAUGGCCAAGAAUGCGCGACACUCAACCGGCUUCGACAGGAUAUGAGAGGCGCUGGCAAGGAUAGUGCUACUGGACGUGACCUGCUCUAUCGAUACUACGGCCAGCUGGAGCUGUUGGACCUCCGCUUCCCCGUCGAUGAGAACCACAUCAAGAUCUCCUUUACCUGGUACGAUGCAUUCACUCAUAAGCCGACCUCCCAAUACUCCUUAGCCUACGAGAAAGCUUCCAUCAUCUUCAAUAUCUCGGCCGUCCUCUCCUGUCAUGCCGCAAACCAAAACCGGGCGGAAGAUCUCGGUGUCAAGACCGCGUACCACUCCUUCCAGGCAUCCGCGGGGAUGUUCACAUACAUCAACGAGAACUUCUUGCAUGCGCCCUCGACCGAUCUAAACCGAGAUACCGUCAAGACCUUGAUUCACAUUACUCUUGCUCAAGCUCAAGAGGUGUUUUUAGAGAAGCAAAUACAGGAUAAGAAGAAGCCUGGAUUCCUCGCGAAACUGGCUGGCCAGGCCGCCUACCUCUAUACUCAAGCCGCGGAGACAAUGCAAGACUUUGUGACCAAGAACGUCUUCGACAAAGUAUGGUCAAUCAUGGUGCAGGCCAAGGCCGCACAUCUGGGAUCCACCGCAUCCUACUUCCAGGCGAUUGCGGACAGUGAAGGCAAUUCGCAUGGUAUAGCCGUUGCUCGACUGCAGAUGGCAGAGAAGCAAGCUACUACUGCACUCACCUGGGCCAAGUCCUUCCCCUCCUCGGCUUCUGCGACCUCAAAUUUGCCGGUGGAGGCCGGAGCCAACUUGGUAGAACUUGUGAAGCACAACCUUGCAAAUGUACAAGAGAUGCUGGUUACGAUCACCAAGGACAAUGACUUUAUUUAUCACCAACCCGUUCCUAACGAAGCUGGCUUGUCUGCAGUUCCUAAACUGGCUGCAGCCAAGGCAAUCCCUGUCAGCGAGCUGUAUCAGGGACAAGAUAUCCAACGUAUCAUCGGACCGGAUAUUUUCCAGAAACUAAUUCCCAUCUCUGUCACGGAAACCGCCAGUCUCUACGAUGAGGAGAAAGCCAAGUUGAUUCGCGCUGAGACCGAGAAAGUUGAUACCGCCGAUGGCGAGAUGGCAGCCAGUUUGGAUUAUUUGAAGCUUCCAGGCAGUCUCAACAUUCUGAAGGGUGGCAUGGACCAAGAAAUGACCGUGGAUGAAGAGUUCCGCCGUUGGUGCUCAGAACUCGCAGGCCACAAGCCGUUCCACAAGGCUCUCGACGAGCUCCAGGACCGUAAGGCAGAUGUACAGACGCAAUUGGAUCAUUGCUCUAAACAGUUAGACUUGGAGGAGAGCGUGUGCGAGAAGAUGCGCUCAAAGUACGGGGCGGACUGGAGCCAGCAGCCCAGCAGCCGCUUGAACACAACUCUCCGUGGAGAUGUUCGCACAUACCGAGAUACCAUCAGCGAGGCCAGUGCUAGUGAUACUCAAUUGUCGGCCACGUUCCGACAAUAUGAAGCAGAUUUCGAUCAGAUGCGGUCGGCAGGAGAAACGGACGAGGCUGAUGUGCUCUUCCAGAAAGCAAUGAUCAAAGCUGGAUCUAAGCAUAACAAGGGAAAGAACGGUGUUAGUAGCCCGGCGGAAGGCAGUCUUUUGGAUGAUGUCUACGAUGAGGGCAGUGCAUCUGUCGCGGAACAGAUCGCAAAGGUAGAGGGGAUUUUGAAUAAGCUGAGCCUCGUCAAGCAAGAUCGGGCGACGACUUUGAAAGACCUGAAGGAGAAGGUCCGCAACGACGACAUUUCAAACGUCCUUAUAUUGAACAAGAAGUCUAUCGCUGGCCAAGAGAACCAACUAUUCGAGACUGAGCUUGAAAAGUUCCGGCCGCAUCAAACCCGCAUCAUGCAAGCGAACCACAGACAGUCUUCGUUGAUGAAGGAACUCACGAAAAUAUACGCAGCCUUGCUUCAAGAUAAGCGAGUCCAGUCUGAACAGUCCAAAUACGAGUCCAUCUCGAAACAGAGAAACUCCGUUAUGGCUCGCUAUAAGAAGGUCUAUGAAGCAUUCAAUGGCCUCUCAUCUGGUAUCCUGCAAGCUCGUACAUUCUACGCGGACAUGACCGAGAACGUGGAAAGUCUACGGAAAAAUGUCGAGACAUUUAUCAGCAAUCGCCGGUCCGAGGGUGCACAGCUUUUGAGUCAGAUCGAGCGUGACAAGGCUAGCGGCGUCUCGGAGCAGGAGGAUCGUGAACGGGAGAAGCUCCGCCUGUUGAUGGAGCGUCUCUCUACGGAACCCAAAGCAGCAUCAACCUCCCCGUCGACCGGUUCUGCUGUGGCCCCUCCCUCCAAAGUCAAAUCACCGCCACCUCCUGUCCAAACCCCAUCUUAUUCGAUGACGGGGCCAUCGCCGCAGAUGUCACCUCGUUACCCUCCUAGCAUGCCAGGUGCACCGCAACAGGCUGUCCCUCUUUCACACUCGCCAGCACCUUACGGACAAUACAACGGUGGCAACCCUGGAUAUGUACCUGGGCAGCCUUUCCAACAGGGUGCUGCUGCUCCGCUCUCCGAGGGGUACAACCCCAUGGCAUACCCAUACCAAACGCCUGUUUCCCCGCCCCCAAACCAGCAAUUCUUCUCUCAGACGCCUACUCCGUACAGCGGCUAUCCAAGUGCUAGUCCGGCACCCACCGCUGCUGCCGUGACCCCGAACUAUAUGACUCCUCAGGGAUACAUUCCCCCUCCACCUCCCCCACGCCCGCAACAAACCAACUACCCGCCCUCGGCUGGCGGAGCGUACCCCUCUGGACCCGGUGGAUAUGCGCAGACCAGGCCUUACGCACACUACAAGGCCCCGUCUCAGUCUCAACCUCAACAGCCGCCCAAUGCCAGUGACCCCUGGGCUGGCCUAAACGCAUGGAAAUGA